Messenger RNA from Aegilops tauschii subsp. strangulata, 1520 nucleotides. RefSeq lists its product as uncharacterized. The record is from RefSeq and is a predicted model, not a curated record. Gene Ontology annotation, molecular function: protein binding. NCBI's taxonomy places the organism in Eukaryota, Viridiplantae, Streptophyta, Magnoliopsida, Poales, Poaceae.
AUGGACACGCCGGCGGCGAUACAGGACGCUCCCUUGCCGAAGCCAAUCAUGAGCUUCUACCCUCCUCACAAGACGGACCUCGACGGCACGAUGUGCUUCUUCCUCCUCAAGAACGGGGGAGAGGGCAAGGUGAUCGCGGCGGACCACACGGGCCGCUCCGUGCUCUACGAUCUGGGCCUGCACGCCAUCCGCGCCAUGCCCAGCAUGAAGGCUCCCAAGUGCAUGCCCGUCUCCCUCACCGUCCGGAACCGCCUCUACGUCCUGGACCGGAUCCCGUCGCUGCCGGACGGCAGAGAGCAGCAGAGCUUCGAGGUUCUCACCUUCCGUCAGCCCCGCUAUGACUACGGCGACUGGCGAUGGCGCUCUCUGGAUGUGCCUCCUUACUUAUCGGAGCCAACCUGCGGCCCCUCUGGCUCUGGUCACAUUCAAUCCUACGCUCUGGUUGCCGGCUCAAACAUCUGUAUAUCCACCGGCGGCGUCGGCAGCUACUCCUUCGACACCAAGAAACGGGUGUGGAGCAAGUCGGGGGACUGGGCGUUGCCGUUCAGCGGCCUUGCUGAGUAUGUGCCCGAGCACAAGCUCUGGUUCGGCAUGUCGUCGUUGGACAGAGGUAGGGCCUUCUGUGCGUCCGACCUCGCCGCCGCCACCGCGGUUACCCCGCCUCUGGUUCACGGAGUGUGGGAGGAUGCCACGCCACCAAUUGAAGGAGACCUGCUGGUGUCCUAUGCCGUGCACCUCGGCGGAGGAAAGUUCUGCAUCGUCAGGUUUCUUGAAGUUGGCACGUGUGAAAGGUUACUCAUGGACUUUGACACUGUGGAGACCAUCGUGGUGUUCACCGGCGUAGAGGUGGAGAGAUGCGCUGGAGUGCUUCAUGCCGUGCAGCAUAAGUCGGUGCGUUACAAGCUUGCGGACAACCACAUCAUCCACUGGGUAUUUCAAAGAACCAUACUGUUGUUGGGAUAUCCUUACUAUGUGGGUUACUACGUGGGCUGUGAGCAGAUAGUCAGUUUUCUGAAAUGCUAAUUUGUUUUUUAUAAAUAUAUCUGAACAAGCAAACAUUUUCUGAACUGCAAUUUUUUUUCUAAAAACCAAAAACUUUCUAAAAUGCAUUUUUUAUAGUGCGGACAUUUUUUGAAAUAUUCGAGCAUUAGAAAACAGCAUCUGAAUUUUUCAAACAUUUUAUAAAUUCCAAACAAAAUUUUAAAAUCUUUUCAAAAGUUCUAAGCAUUUCAAUUUAUUGGACAUUUUUGAAAAAACUAAAGAAAAAGAAGUGAAAGACAAAAAAAAACAAAAACAUAUGGUAGGAGCCUUCUAGAAGGUUCUCAAAAAGCGGGUAAUGCAGUACGUUUGCUCCUAAAUGGGUCAGCCUAAUAGAGAUCACUAUGUGAGUCUCGUUGUGCUUUUGAGAGACAAUUUGAUGGAGAGAACAUCUAAUAGGAAAUUGUCUGUUCAAGGCCAUGUAGGUAUUUUCAUAUGGCUCCCAUAUUCUUUUAUGGAAAAGCGAAAGUAAAAAAAAUAAA